AUGAUCUGGAACGAGCGCAAUCUACUCACCCAAGUCCAUAGCCCCCUGAUCGUACGGAUGCACCACACGUUUCAGGACCCGUACAACUGCUACGUCGUUAUGGAUCUGCUGCUCGGUGGAGAUCUCAAGUUUCACCUUGGAUUCACCCGCAAAGACGGUUUUCUAGAGCGAGAAGCCAAGUUCUAUACGGCUGGAGUCCUGCUCUCUCUGGAAUAUCUGCACAGCCUCAGAAAAGGGUACCCUCGACUCACAGACCUUGGAAUCUCAGUGCAGACGCCCAAUCUACGAUUCCAGAGUCGUAGCGGGACUAUGGCGUACAUGGCACCAGAAAUUUUUAGGGGCUCGACGAAGCACGGAACCCCUUCGGAUUUCUUUAGUUUGGGGGUGUUGACGUACGAAUUGCUGCUAGGACGGAAACCGUGGAACGGAGGCGUGCGAUCGCACCUGGAAAGGUGCCCGGACGUGAUGAAGGAGUUUACAGACAGCGCGUACGACAAGUACUACCCAAUAGAACUCCUCGACUCCACAACUGGUGUUAACCAGAAGCUUUCGCAGUCGUGUCGCUCGUUUCUAAGAGGAUUGACGUUCGACUGGGAUGGAUAUCUGGCACAUACACUGACGCCGCCGUUUGUGCCUGUUGUGGACGAGAAGAAAGCCAAUUGUGACACUGCGGCCCAGGAUUUCGACGACGUCCUCAGUGUGAACUCGCGUCCGGAGCGAAUUUCAGCUGAAGAUCAGGAAAAGUUCGUAGGGUUUGAGUACAACGUCGACGCGACAAAUCCAAUCACGAUAUAA
This is a messenger RNA of Phytophthora sojae, 795 nucleotides long. RefSeq lists its product as hypothetical. The coding region runs from base 1 to 795 and encodes 264 amino acids. The transcript has 3 exons. Gene Ontology annotation, biological process: protein phosphorylation. The record is from RefSeq and is a predicted model, not a curated record. Gene Ontology annotation, molecular function: protein serine/threonine kinase activity; ATP binding. NCBI's taxonomy places the organism in Eukaryota, Oomycota, Peronosporomycetes, Peronosporales, Peronosporaceae.